This is a messenger RNA of Trichogramma pretiosum, 1853 nucleotides long. RefSeq lists its product as uncharacterized. The coding region runs from base 70 to 918 and encodes 282 amino acids. The record is from RefSeq and is a predicted model, not a curated record. NCBI's taxonomy places the organism in Eukaryota, Metazoa, Arthropoda, Insecta, Hymenoptera, Trichogrammatidae. The transcript is spliced from 5 exons.
CGGCUUUUCAACAGUGCAAGUGCUUUGGUUAUUCACUAAUAAUUUUGACAGAUAAAAAAGCUUACCGAUAUGUCGCUGUUACUCUUUUUGGCCAUCAGUCUUAUAGAUGCGAGUUUGGCCUUCAAUUUCAAAGGCGACAUAAACGUGAACGUGAAAAUUCCGCGAGAGGCGGAAAUUAACAAGUCGGUCAACCUCGACUGCUCGUGGUGGCUCAGCAGCAACAACAGCUCCUUGUACUCGGUCAAGUGGUACAAGGACGAGUACGAAUUCUACAGCUACAUGCCGGAAAACGACCCGGACAGCCGAAUAAAGACACAUCCUGUCAAUGGAGUGAACGUCGACCCGAAGAGCAGCAGAAUGGGCUCGAUCAGGCUGCUCUACCUGACGCUCAACAGCACGGGCCAGUACAAGUGCGAGGUGUCGACGGGCGCGCCCUUCUUCGCCACCAACUACGUCAAGGAUAAUCUCACCGUCAUAGCUCUGCCGAAGCAAGGACCCCAGAUAACCGGGCUAACGCAGCAGUACGCUCUGGGCGAGAACGUGACUGCCAACUGCACCGCUUGGCCGUCGGUACCGAAGGCCCAGCUCAAGUGGACGAUUAACAACAAAACGGUGCCGUACGACUACGUUGUGCAACAUCCAACUCAUCAACCGAUCGAGUCUCAAGGAACGCCCAACAGCAUAGGCCUGCGCUUUACGAUCGACAAUCGUUACCUGAAGACCGCCAGCUACCUGGGAGCUUUGAGGAUUCGCUGCGUCGCCCUGGUUGGCUCUCGGCGCUUUGAAACCGAGCAGCCGGUCAUGCUAGCCCACGCCAACAACCAACGCUUCAGCGCUGGCGAUUUGAGGAGUCGCGCCCCGAGCGCAGCCUACAGUCUAGCUCUCUUACUGCUCGGAACCAUCUUGACCGCCACGUGACCAGUUCAAUAUAUCGCGUCCUUUAUUGUUUUGUAAAAAAAACCUUAUGACUAUUUCAUGAGCAUGUUCUUUUGUAAAAUCAUCGUGUUAUAUAAUUCAGAUGAUGAUUCGUUAUUGAGAUUGUAUAUGAUAUUUAUGACGAUAUACGUUAACGUUUAAGUGAUAGCAUGACGAACGAGGCGAAAUCGAAAUUUUAAGAUUGCGAAUUUGUAAAUUAGGAUAAAGUUAAAAGCAACUGCGAGUGAAUGCGUUCAUCCAAGAAAAGUUGAAAUUUCGAGGUUUUCGUGAAUAAUUAUCUCGAAAUCGUUAUUAAAUUACUCAUAUUAUAGGUUAUUAUUAUCUUGUAGAGGGCGCCACACGAGGUCCAUAACGUGAUCCUACGAGUGCGCUUGCGAAAGUAUGUAAGUACACAACUCGUAUAUUUAAGGUGAAUUUGAUUAUAUAAGUAUUUAUGAGCCAGUUUGAACUGUGCGUUGAACAUAAUUCCACUUGGUAUCAUUUGAAUAGUGCCUUUGGAAAAGUAAAAUGUUUUAUUAGUAAAGAGUUGCACGAAUUAAAAAUCCAAAGACAUUUGUUUGAAACUUUCUAGUUGUAAAUUAGUGCAUACAUCUGGGAAAAAUGAUAUGUUGUGGCUAAGUAGAUGGGUUCGUUCAGGAAUAUCAAGUAGAAUUAUCUCAACUGUUCAUCUGGAAAUGUAUCUUUAUAUACGCGUGAGAUUGAAAAAAUGUGAAAAACGACACUUGAUUAAUUGUCGCUACGAUUUUUAAUCGUCGGUGAACGAACAAAAAUAAGUGUUCAUUUAGUGAUAUGAAGAGUAUCUGUUGUUAAGAACCUCUUUGCUGUCCAUCGUUAUCGUUAAAAUCAAAACAGAACGAGAUUUAAAAAUUGAGACUGUCGUUUAGCAAUCCAAAAUAAUCUACAAAUAGUAUAGUCUC